Messenger RNA from Haemonchus placei, 594 nucleotides. The record is from the annotation of a GenBank genome assembly. NCBI's taxonomy places the organism in Eukaryota, Metazoa, Nematoda, Chromadorea, Rhabditida, Trichostrongylidae.
GGUCAUGCGGUGACGUUGUUCGAAGUGGGAAAGCUGGCUGAUGAACAGAUGCGUGACUUCUUGGAACAACUAGAAUGCGUAAACCGUUUUGCUGAAGGAGAAGCGCAGCGGUAUUCGGAACAUGCGAUGGCUCUUUUAGAUAUUCUGCGAAACCUUCGAAAAGGACGAGAAGUUGAUAUGUUAAGAGGAGAAAGCUUGCUCAGUCUCGAUCCGCAGAGCCGCAUUCGAGUGCUAGCGAAAUCAUAUGGGCUUGUUCGCCCUGGCUACGGCUGGCCAUAUAUAAGGCGACUGGCAGCGGCCCGGCCUCUGCCUAUAUUCCAAAAGGAAUACCCUCAUUAUUCUGAAGAAGAUGAACUCGUUUACGUGCCUUUCCCCUUCGAUGAAAGCGAAAACGAAGAAGAGGGAGUGUUCUCUAAACAUCCAGCUGUAAAAGCGCUUUCCACCCGCAUCGGACUGGAUUGUUUGUGUGGUUACAUUGUACUAGUAAAUCGAAGUGUAUCACGAAAGCUGAUAACCAACUCGACGAAAAGUAACUAUGAGAGCUCAGUGCAGAAGGAGUCUUCCAUUGUUCUAAGGUAUUUUACAUUGAAGUGA